Beta vulgaris subsp. vulgaris (sugar beet) is the source of this 1781-nucleotide messenger RNA. Its product is annotated as putative disease resistance protein RGA3. The coding region runs from base 31 to 1470 and encodes 479 amino acids. Gene Ontology annotation, molecular function: protein binding. The record is from RefSeq and is a predicted model, not a curated record. NCBI's taxonomy places the organism in Eukaryota, Viridiplantae, Streptophyta, Magnoliopsida, Caryophyllales, Amaranthaceae. The transcript is spliced from 3 exons.
CCUUCAAGACUUGACAUUUCAUCAGGGAAAAUGAUGUACAAAAGUAACCCUGACAAAACUGAGGCUUCUUUCGUUGAGACGCAAAGUCAUGAUCUUUAUUCCCAAUUGAUCAAAGAACAAAGUUCAGAUUGUGCUCCACCUAUAAAGUCUCGCCAUGUCUCAGUGUUGGUUGAUCGUAUCAAUGAAACAACUUUCACGACAUUAAAAAAAAUUGAUGGAUUGAGGACACUUCUAUUCCUCCGUAAUUACGGUUCUUCACUCAAACAGAUACCAUCUGGAGUUUUUUUAGCUCUUAAAUCUUUGCAAGCAUUGGAUUUGAGUGGAAGUGAGAUAACUCAGCUGCCAAGCUCCAUACAGUAUUUGACACUGCUACGCUAUCUUGAUCUUUCAUACACACCAAUUGAAAGGUUACCGGAUUCUAUAGGUUGCCUUCACGAGCUACAAACCUUGAAACUUAAAGGAUGCAAACAUCUUUGUGAGCUUCCCAAAUGUAUGGGAAAAUUAACCAACCUUCGCCAUUUGUACUUUGAUGUUCUUGGCCAGUUGAGUUACAUGCCUAGAAGCUUAGGAGCCCUUACUGAGCUUCGCACCCUUUCGGCAUUUCUUGUGGACGAUAGAGAUGGUUGCAACAUUAACGAGUUGAAGGGUUUGAAUAACCUCAGUGGUUUCUUUUGCCUCUCCGGAUUGGAGAAUGUACCUUCAGACUCGGUUGAUGAUGGUCUUUUAAGGGAUAAAAAGGGCCUUACUCAGUUGCAUUUAAGAUGGGAUCGUCUUAGAGAUAAAAAUUAUGGUGAUCACACUCAAGUAAUUCAAAAGCUCCAGCCUCACUCAUGCUUACAGGAGUUGGAGAUGUAUUGUUACCCUGGCUCACAGCUCCCAAUUUGGAUGGGCAAGAAAUACGAGCUCGAGAAGCUUGUUCGUAUUGUCCUAUUUGAAUGUGAAAACAAUGAGCUCGACAUAUCUCUUGGAGCGCUACCGAAUCUCGAGUAUCUUGAAAUUGUUCAAAUGAAUAAUGUGUCGAAGAUCGAUAAUAAUGUUCUACGUGGAGAUGAUAAUGUUGCAUUUCCUAAGUUGGAGACGCUAAUUAUUGACGGUAUGUCUAGUUUGGAAGGAUGGGAACGAACAAAAAGUUGUGAUUUUCCAGCCCUUUCUACGCUCGUGAUCAAGCAAUGUCCAAAGUUGGCUACACUUCCAUUCCUCCCAUACCUGCAUUGCUUGAAACAUGCGGAGAUAAGCCGUUGCGAAAUUUUUGAAUCAGUACCCCAUACUACGAAAGAGACUCUGAUUAUCAAUCGUUGUUCGAUUUUAGAGAAGAGCUGCUCAAAGGGAAGUACAGAUUGGGAGAGUAUACGGAAAGUGCCCAAUAUCUGGAUUAAUCAUGAAGAUCCCCGCACAUUGAAUGAAGACGAUACACAGAAUGAUAGCGAGGGUACAGGCAGCAACUCCGACUAUUCUGAUGAUUCUGAUUAGGCGAAGACCAAGUUGAUCGAAAGGAUAACGGACAAACAUCAGAUGCUGAGUUGCAAAGGGAUACUAGUGUGGAAUAAUAUUAUAUCUCGAGCUAUGAGUUUACUUAUGUUUAUCUUGCUUUAUAUAGGAACUCUCUUGGUUUUACCUUACUCAUAAAGUAAGGGUUUUACAAGUGAGAUUUCUUAACAAUAAUGUUCAAACUUGCCUUUAGAUGUUUUGAACCUUUAAAUAGUAUCAAUUUGUAAGAGUUAUUAUUGGAUGAGUUUAGCUCUUUAUUUAAUUAUCUAAAUCAGUGUGUAACUGAAAUGAUA